UUCUUGGCACUUUUAUACCUCCUCACCAUCACUGCACCACUUCAUUCCAACAGUGAGUAAACCAAGCGAAGGUCAGCGCGGCAGAAACACGAAGCUGACCUGAAACUUUUUCACGUCCACGCGCUCAUUCCUCACCUCCUCUCCGAGACUUUGGGAUAAACUCCAGCAAACCGUGACCUCACCUUUCCCGACCCGGGACACCCUGCGUGCGUGUGUUUCGGGACUUUUGUCGCAGAGGUCUGAGCACCCGGCUGGUUCUCCGUCUUACCUGUCCCAUCCACCCGUCCGUGCUGCAUCGUGUCCGGACGGCAGCGUCCCCAGUUUGAUCCUGUUCCAAUUUAUCUGAGCCCAGCUGCGAGCGACCCGUCUGCUAGAUCGAUAUCAUUUGGAUGAAGAUGAGACAACUGAGCGCAUUCAUCCUGUUGACCCUGGCUGUCCUCGCAACAGCCAGACCAAAAACAGAACCUGCGCAGAAAUGUAAGACUGGUCCGGUGGAUCUAGUCUUCCUCAUCGACAGCUCCCGCAGCGUUAGGCCACAUGAGUUUGAGACCAUGAGGAAGUUUAUGAUUGACAUCAUUAACACCCUGGAUAUUGGACUAAAUGCCACCAGAGUGGGAGUUGUUCAGUAUUCCAGUCAGGUCCGCACUGAGUUCACUCUGAAGACUCACGCCAGGCUGAGCAACAUAGUGAAAGCCAUCAAUCAGAUCAUCCCCCUCGCUCAGGGUACCAUGACCGGACUCGCCAUCAGAUACAUGAUGAAUGAAGCUUUUACUCCAGAGGCUGGAGACAGGCCAAAGGUUCCAAACGUGGCCGUGAUCGUGACAGACGGACGUCCUCAGGACCGCGUGGCUGAGGUGGCCGCUGAGGCGAGAGAAAAAGGCAUUGAGAUCUAUGCUGUGGGCGUGGCCAGGGCAGAUAUGACAUCACUGAGGGCCAUGGCGUCACCGCCCUUUGAGGACCACGUCUUCCUGGUUGAGUCCUUUGAUCUCAUUCACCAGUUUGGCAUCCAGUUCCAGGAUAAGCUCUGCGUGAUCGACUACUGUUCGUUUGGGAACCACAGUUGCGAUCAUGAGUGUGUGAGCGUGCUCAAUGGCUAUCGCUGUCGCUGUAACGAGGGAUACAGGCUGCUGGAGGACAGCAAGACCUGCCAGGCCUGCAAGUCUGCAAACAUCGACCUGGUGCUUCUGAUCGACGGCUCAAAGAGUGUCCGCCCUCAAAACUUUGAGCUUGUCAAAAAGUUUGUUAACCAGGUCGUCGACUCUCUGGACGUGUCUGCUCACGGUACCAGAGUCGGUCUGGUUCAGUACUCGAGCCGCGUCAGGACCGAGUUUCCCCUCAACAUGUACCACACAGCUGAUGAGAUCAAAGCUGCAGUCAUGAAGGUUGAAUACAUGGAGAAAGGUACGAUGACCGGCCUGGCCCUGAAGCACAUGCUGGAAAACAGCUUCUCUGAGGCAGAAGGCGCUCGUCCUCUGAGCCGCAACAUUCCACGAAUCGGGCUGGUUUUCACAGACGGGCGCUCCCAGGAUGACAUCACCGAGUACGCCAAGAAGGCCAAAGAAGCCGGCAUCACCAUGUACGCGGUGGGUGUUGGAAAAGCGGUGGAAGAUGAGCUCCGUGAGAUCGCGUCUGAGCCUGUGGAGAAGCAUUUCUAUUACACCACUGACUUCACCGCCAUCAGCACCAUUGCUGAAAACCUCAAACUCAAUGUCUGCCCAGAGGAGAGUCAGGGCGAGAUUGAGGUGAAGGACCCCUGUGCAUGUGAAAGUCUGGUGGAGUUCCAGCAGGCCACUAUGAACAGCCUGGAGCAGGUCACACAGAAACUGGCUGGGAUGACCGCGCGCCUGGAACAGCUGGAGAACCAGCUUUUCUCCAGGAAGUGAUCUGUUGACUUCUGAGCGAGCACAAUGGGACGAAGAGGAAGAAGAACAAACUAAAGCUUGAUUUAUAGAACUGUGGUAAAUCUACCCCAUAGCUACAGCGUAGCCUCGCGUCCUAGCACAAAGCCUGAGAACAGGCUAACGUGUUUGGUCUGCUUGGUAGUAAACUGCUGUGUAAUGGCAGUAUUUUGAUUCAGAAGAAUAAAGUAUCCCUGGAACUAAAUUGAAUCGGUUGUAAUAAUAUUGAACUUGCUUAAAAUGCAGUAGCUAUAUUCAGCCAAAGUAAGCACGCUGGUUUUUAGAUUUGCUGUGACAAAUUCAGGUUCAGACUCUAAUCAGUUCUGAAAUCUCCCGUCCUGCGUUUCUGUGGAAAGAGCUGUUGUUCAACAUUUAUUAGCUUCAAGACCAACGAAAGAUCUCUGGGGAGAUUGAACACAGGACGAUAAAUCAAGCUUUGAGAAGAGUUCGGCACAUUCCGACAAACCAAAUCCUCCAAAUCAGCCUUCCUGGCAAAAGUGUCUCCACUCUACGACAUUUUUCCAAGUAAAGGUGCUCUUAUACAACAAACGGUCAUAAAACACAUGGAUUUGAUAUUUCAGGUUCCCCAUGACAUCUGUUACCUCUGCCAUUUUCUUUUUGGGGAUAUUUGUGUUUAACACAGUUUGCAUAAAAAAUGAACAUCUGAAAAGUGAAGCUAAUAGAGAAUUGCCUUAAAUCUACGCCUCACUUGAUCUAUGACCUCAGUUAACCCUCACAUGAUGAGUUCAUGGUCAAAAAAACGAGUUUACUGUAUGUAGUAAAUAUCAGCACGAACAUGAUUCAGUAAAAAUCUGAAUUUUCUCACACAGUGUUCAUUCGUCGCCACCCAUCAUUCGCCUGUUCUUUAUUUAUACUUUGAUCUCUUUUGUAUGGUUUGUUAAAUAUGACGUGUUUAUUACAGUUUGUUUUAUUUUAAUCAGCAGCAGAAUGACAAAAAGUAAUGAAGUGCUAUUACCACUCUGAAUAUUAAAGUCCUUUGGGUCAUUUUCAGUAAAGUCAUUACGUGCUUGCAUGUAGACGGUAGAUUUUUAUCUUAGGCCUAAAUGGUUAAAAGUGGUGAAGAGAAAACUGAGGUGUAGUUUUAAAAAAAGGGAAUUUUAGAUGUUUAAAUAUCACUAUUCACCGAGGCUGUGGUCGAGUAAAGUAAAUGUGAGCGCAGUGCAGGAAUCAGUGCACAGAAAUGUACUAUGAAUGAAGAAAGGUCACCCUAAAGGAAUAUUAAAAAAACUGAAUUACAGUCAUAAAGUCACUCUGUAAAUGAACCACCUGAAGAUUGUGUUGAAUGUCUGUGUCUUAUAAUAUAUAAACGACUGCCACAAAUUUAUACCCCUUUGUAUUUGAAUCCCUGUAUUUUUUGUAUAUUUUAUAACAGGUUUACAUUUUUUGUAUUUUUCUAAGGAGUCUCUGUAUUACAGCACAGACGACAAUAAAGGA
Molecule: messenger RNA, 3353 nt
Organism: Pundamilia nyererei
Lineage: Eukaryota; Metazoa; Chordata; Actinopteri; Cichliformes; Cichlidae
Gene: matn4
Product: matrilin 4
Exons: 12
Coding region: 390-1883 (497 amino acids)
Molecular function (GO): calcium ion binding
Source: RefSeq, a predicted model, not a curated record